CCAACAGUAAGCGAUUCUAUUUUUGUCAGAAUUCUCAUAAAUUGUCUGUUUCUUUAAAAUUACAAAAUUUACUUUCCUUUGAUGAAUCUCAGGUCUGCGGACGAGUGGAAAGUAUUUAAUCAGAAUGUCGAUAUGUCCCCUUAAGGUUCAUGGAUUCCUGUACUCUUUGCUCUUACUGGUCGUCUGCCAUAUGGCAAUGUCGUCUUCAAUCUACGACCACCCACGAUUGCCAGUCUCUGUGGUGCCGUUCCAUUACGAUUUGACCUUAAUAACGCAUCUGGAGAGCUUGGCAGGGUCCCGGUACGAGGGCACAGUAAAGAUCUCGAUAUACGUGCAGAGACCUACCGAACAGGUGGUGCUCCAUGUCGGUGACGUUAAGGUGGAAGCGGAUAAAAUCAGCCUGCUCAAGUCUGAGGAUGUGUGGCUGAGAAAGGUGCAGUUCAACACGGAUCGGCAAUAUAUGAUAUUGAAGUUCAAUAGGCGCCUCACGAUGGGCAGAACCUAUAUCGUGAGCAUCCCUUUUGGCCGACGGAUGACAGAGCACAGCACUGACGGUUAUUUCAUCGGCCGCUAUGCAAAUCCAAGGACAUGGCAAAAGAACUUGUACUCGCUGAGCUUCUUCGAGCGGAACUAUAUCAGAAACACUAUGCCCAGCUUCGAUGAGCCCGCCCUUAGGGCAACCUUUAAUGUCACUAUGGGACAUCACAAGCGCUUCCAAAGCUUCAGCAAUAUGAAGGUCCGAGCGAUACUGCCGAACCCGGAACUGCCGGACUAUGUGUGGUCAGUGCACGAGGUGACACCAGCGAUACCCACUUACCUGCUGGCCUUCUCCGUGAACAAUUUCACCUGCAGCUUCAGUCAGUCAGUCAGUUCAAGCCCAAUACAUUUUCGCACCUGCUCGCGGGGCGGCGAUGUGCCCGAGACCUCCUUCGUGGCCCAAGUGGCGCCCCAGUUACUGCAGUUCUUCGAGGAACUGCUUGGGGUACUGCUCCCACUAGACAAGAUUGACCAGCUGGUGGUUGAUAAGAUUCCCUCGCCAUCGAGGGACACCCUGGGCUUAAUCGUCUACCGGAGCAAGGAGAUGCUGCAACUAUACGAGGGUCCGAUGACGCAGGCAAAGAUGCAAGCACUUCAGUUGGCUGCCCACGGAAUCGCUCACAUGUGGUUUGGCAGCAUGAUGAGCAUCGAUUCGUGGUCUGAUCUCUGGCUGAGGGAAGGCCUUAAUGGCUACUUCAAGGCUCUGGGCGUGGAUCACGUACAGCCGGGUGUGGGACGGCGUCUGUUGCUUCGCUACCGUGAGAUGGCCUUCAUGUAUGAGGCGCAGGUUGGUGGCAUGACCCUGGCCCCGCUGGUGCCAAUCGAUCAGAAGGAACUAGAGGGAGCCCUAUUCCAAAAGGGCAGUGCACUGAUAAUCAUGCUGAAUGGCUUCCUGGGCAAUGAGACCUUCUACGACGGCAUCCAGCGGCAUCUCUGGCAGAACUCCUUUGCCGGCACUACGCCCGAUAUCUUCUGGCAUUCGCUACAGUUAGCCCGGGAACGGCAAUCGGACGCUCCGCGCAUCGAGGAGACCCUGAAAAGCGUUAUGGACACGUGGACCCAGCAGAAGGGCUACCCGCUGGUGACGGUCAGCCGAAACGGCACUUCCGUAUCCCUAACGCAGAGCCACGCCUUCAACGAGAGCAGGCCGGAGCGAUGGUGGAUCCCCAUUACCUUUACCGUCCAGGGGAGACCAAAUUUCUUCGAUGUCCGACCCAAGGCCUGGAUGAGUCCUCUCGAGAAGAGCGUUCAAUUAAAGGUCUCGGUGCCGGAGGAUCAGUGGAUCGUCUUUAAUUUGCGUGCCAUGGGCUACUACAGGGUCCUGUAUGACGAUCACACCUGGGAGCUGUUGGCCACCAUUCUCUACGACGACUUCCGUAGAAUCCAUGUCCUGAGCCGAGCGCAAAUCGUCAGUGAUGUCCUUUUCCUGUACAAGCACCAUCGUCUAAGCUGGGGCACUGCCCUCAAUGUUCUCAAAUACAUUAUUGAUGAGGACGAGCAGGAGCCCCUGAUGGCAUUCGUUUUGGGAGUGACUCACGGCUACUGGGGAUUCAAGCCGGAGAAUUCAAUGUUCAUAGCGAAAUGGCUGAGUAUUGCUGGCAAAUGGUACGCAGAGUUCAUCUGCCACACGUUCGACAAAUUCGUGUUCAAGCAGAAUCUGAAUAGCCUCGACUAGAAGCGGGCUGCGAGGAGGGUUCAGUACUCAGGACCGCAGGAUAAUGGCCCGGACCGGCUCCACAACCAGCUCGUUUCGCCUUCGCCGCGAAAGGCAAAAUGAAACCGCCAUCAAUGAACCGCAAUUGUAUUUGUUUGCAAAUAACUGAGCGUUAUCUGAGACUAUUUAUCUUUAUCUGCAACAACAGCAAAGGCGGCUCCGCACAAUGCCAAGGGACAGUGCCACAGCAUCCGGAAGUGGGGCAGGACCUGCUGGGAACCGGGAACUGGGAGCUGGUAACUCACUCCACCUCCACUUGCCAGAGUCAAGGCGCCAACUGAAAUAAUGAUGCAGGCGAAAUAACAAUAAAAGCGGCACUGGAAGAUGCCCGGGCAGAAGUGGAGGACACCAUCGAUGCUCCUUUUCCGCACAAAGGACUAUACCAGACCCCUAAUGCUGCAGCAUUACCAUGGCAAUGCAAUGGACUUUCCUUGCUCAAACAUCGUAUACAAAUCGGUCUUUAAGACCGCUUGUAGCGUGCAACCAUAAAGUUCGUCGGGGUUGGUGAGGAUCUGGGCUGCUGGGGCACGCUUUAUUUUUCCGGCUCUAGCUCGUCGGCUUUGGGGGUGGAGGUCUUGC
Molecule: messenger RNA, 2830 nt
Organism: Drosophila serrata
Lineage: Eukaryota; Metazoa; Arthropoda; Insecta; Diptera; Drosophilidae
Product: aminopeptidase N
Biological process (GO): proteolysis; peptide catabolic process
Cellular component (GO): membrane; cytoplasm
Molecular function (GO): peptide binding; metalloaminopeptidase activity; zinc ion binding
Source: RefSeq, a predicted model, not a curated record